Messenger RNA from Nerophis lumbriciformis (worm pipefish), 585 nucleotides. NCBI's taxonomy places the organism in Eukaryota, Metazoa, Chordata, Actinopteri, Syngnathiformes, Syngnathidae. The record is from RefSeq and is a predicted model, not a curated record.
AUGGCGAUAAGGGAGCUCAAAGUUUGUCUUUUAGGGGACACCGGCGUGGGUAAAUCAAGCAUCGUUUGUCGCUUCGUCCAAGAUCACUUCGACCAUAACAUCAGCCCCACGAUAGGCGCCUCAUUCCUGACCAAGACUGUGCCGUCCGGGAGUGAGCUUCACAAAUUCCUGAUCUGGGACACUGCAGGACAGGAGCGGUUCCACUCAUUAGCUCCGAUGUACUACAGAGGCUCGGCUGCUGCUGUCAUCGUCUAUGACAUCACUAAACUGGACUCUUUCCAGACACUGAAGAAGUGGGUGAAAGAACUGAAGGAACACGGGCCCGAGGACAUUGUUGUCGCUAUCGCAGGGAACAAGAACGACUUAGGAGACAUCAGGGAAGUCCCCAUGAAGGAGGCCAAGGAAUUUGCUGAAUCCAUCGCCGCCAUCUUCAUCGAGACUAGCGCCAGAAACGCAGUCAAUGUGGAAGAGCUCUUCCAGAAGAUCAGCAAACAGAUCCCGCCGCUGGAAAACCCUGAUGUGGAAAGCACGGAGUCCUUCAAACUUACCCGACAGCCUCUUCCAACCACCAGGAGGUGCUGCUAG